Messenger RNA from Gigantopelta aegis, 2733 nucleotides. RefSeq lists its product as uncharacterized. Gene Ontology annotation, cellular component: nucleus. The record is from RefSeq and is a predicted model, not a curated record. The transcript has a single exon. Gene Ontology annotation, molecular function: DNA binding. Bases 31 to 2130 code for a protein of 699 amino acids. Lineage: Eukaryota; Metazoa; Mollusca; Gastropoda; Neomphalida; Peltospiridae.
UUUAACUACUUUCAGAAAUAAAAUUCCAGAAUGGUGCGGAAUCGAAAACGCAAAACAGAUAACCAUGGGCAAACGUCCGCAGAUUUAAUGAAAAGAGCUGUAAUCAUGGUGGGGGAAGGUAAAUCAAUUCGUGAAGUAGCUACGGCACUGAGCAUUUCCAAAUCAACUCUACAACGAUAUGUAACAAUUUCUAAAAAGAAAGGUUUGCAUGAUAUGUCACUGACACCAAAUUAUAAUAACAAUCAAAUAUUCAGUGACCCAGAUGAAAAUGAAUUGGAAAACUAUUUGUUAACAGCAUCCAAACACCAUCAUGGACUGACAACAACAGAAACGCGUCAGCUAGCAUUCCAAUAUGCGAAGAAAAACAAAAAACAUAUACCGAGUCAAUGGGAGACAAAUGCACGAGCGGGAGAAGACUGGUUCUAUGGUUUUAUGGCACGUCAUCCUCUACUCUCCAUCCGGAAACCUGAAGCCACCAGUAUGAGUCGGGCUACAAGCUUUAACAAAAAAAAUGUUGGAGAUUUUUUUGACAACCUUGAAAAUGUUAUGCUCCGUUAUCAAUUUGAACCUCAAUCAAUAUAUAACUGUGAUGAGACUGGACUCACAACGGUCCAUAAACCCCCAACUGUAGUUGCAUGCAAGGGAGCCAAACAGGUUGGGCAGGUUACAUCAGCGGAGAGGGGGACACUUGUCACCAUGAAUGUGGCUGUGAAUGCUCAGGGUAACUCAAUACCACCAUUCCUAAUAUUUCCUCGGGUACAUUACAAAGACUUUAUGAUCAAAAAUGCUCCCCCUGGAACUGUUGGUGUAGCACAUAACAGCGGAUGGAUGACAACUGAAAAUUUCGAAAUAUGGCUUGACCAUUUCAUCAAGCACAGAAGGUGUUCUUUGGAAAAUCCUGUACUGCUAUUAAUGGACAACCAUGAUAGCCACAUUUCAAUCAAUAUCUUGGAUAUGGCCAAAGCAAAUGGAAUUACCUUGUUAACCUUCCCGCCGCAUUGCAGUCAUAAACUACAGCCACUAGAUAGGACUGUAUAUGGCCCCCUUAAAAGAUACUAUAAUGCGGCUUGUAACUCCUGGCAAAUGAAUAACCCUGGAAAGCCAAUGACCAUUUAUGACAUUUCAGAGAAUCUAGGUCAAGCAUUCCCCAAGGCAUUUGUUCCUGAGAACAUCAUUGCAGGAUUUCGGGUUGCAGGAAUUUGCCCUUUCAACAGAAAUAUUUUCCAUGAUGAUGAGUUUCUGUCAUCAUUUGUCACAGACACAUUGCCUGUGGAGUCUAAUCCUGCUGAGCCUAUUCCUGCAGAGCCUAUGCUUCAAGAGAUUGGUCGAAAUGAGCCUGAAGAUCACCGAAAUGGUAAAACCCCAGGAGUCAUUGAUGUGCUACAGCCCGCUUUAGAACAAACCGAAUGCAUAGCACUCUCUGAAGGUGGUUCAAGAGAAACAUCUGAUGUAUCACAACCUGGAACAAGUGGCGAACCUUCUACUCGGUUUAACCCAACAGGACAUUUUUCACCAGAAGUUGUGCGCCCCUACCCAAAGGCUGCUGCAAGGAAAGGAACCACUGGCGGUAGGAAAAAAGGAAAGACAUUAAUUUUAACAGACACCCCUGUAAAGCAAAACAUUGUAGAAGAGAUCAGACUGAGAGAAGCGAAGAAGAGUAAAAGGUCUAACAAUGAACCAAAGAGAAAGAAAGUAAAGAAAACAAAUGUUCCUUCAGAUAGUGAGGAGGAUGACGAUUCAAUCCCACUCAGUGCUACUGAUGAUGAUGAUGAUUUUGAGGAAUCCUUUGAAUCUGAUUUGGAUGAAGAGGAAACACAAGCACCAUGUAAAGAUGAUCUGAAGACUGGCGAUUACAUUUUGGUCAAAUACACAACAAAAAAGAAAUGUUGCAACUUUGUAGGUGUGAUCCUGGACGAGAUUAAUGAUGAUGACAUUGUUACGGUGAAAUUCCUUACUCGUCAAAUGACCAAAAAGAUGGGAGCCAUGUUUAUAUUUCCAGAAAAGGAUGAUAUUGAUGAGGUUGGGUUUGAAAAUGUUGUUCUCAAACUACCAAAGCCAACCACAGCAGGGGGUACAAAACGCACAGUGAAGCAGUUCUUUUUUGAUGUCAACUUAGACCAGUAUUUCUAGUUUGGCAGUAACUAUUUCAUCACAUUCAAAGUUAAAUGACAUUGCAAUAAUAUGUCUAGUCAUCUCAGCAGUGUUCAUUGCUACUUGAUGUUAGAGGUCAUAUACAUUUUUUCGUUACUAUUUAAGUUGACCUUUGAUUUGGCUAAUAUUUAAAUUAGCUCCUUUAAAGAUUGAUAUGUACUUAUAUAUAUAACAGCUGGAAGCUUUUUGGUUUGAUUUUUGUUUACAUCAUUUCUAUUCAAAGUAGGUAAAUAGGCCUACUGGAGGUUUUCUAGUGUGCAUGUAGUUACAUGCCGAACAGUAAUUAUCAAUCUGAGGUGUUUUCAAAGUCAUUUUUAAAAUUAGGUUUACUCCCAUAAAUGAGUUUUAUCUUUUGAAGCUAUUUGAAGGCUGAUAGUGUGCUUUUAUUAAUUAUUUUUUGUUGUUUCUGCAUUUGUCCCAAUGCACCCCAGAAGUGUCCCAGUGUACCCCAUGCCUGGGGUGCAUUGAGACAAAUUUUAUUACUUUUUAAAACAAGUUUUAUCAUGCAAGUUAAAAAGAUAUUUAACUUUUGAACAUGUAAAUCUUGGCAGAUAAAGCUUUUUAAUUCUAUCUAUUUCUUAU